UCUCCUCAAUCACCACAUAUUGUUGUUGAUGUCGUCUUUGGUCCUUCAACUAAACUGUCUGUCUGGCUAUUUUCAAUCAAAACCCCAUAAUGGCUUCUGUUUCAUCUUCCUCUUUCUUCACACUUCCCUCUACAUUCUCCAAAUUCCAAUUUUACCCUCUUCCACUCUCUUCUUCUUUUUCAUGUUCUCGUCUUCUUUGUCGUGGAGGCUCCAACGUUCAACACGUGGCAAAUGACCUCAACUUCUUCUUGCAUGAUGCUCUUGAUGCUUCUGGAAUCAACACUAUCCACGCUAGAGAAGCACGGGAGGGAUUCUGCUCGCAAAUUAAGAGAUUAACUGAUAUUGAGAAAGAAACCAGUAUUUGCAUUAACAGGCAUGUUGAUUUGGGGAAAACAGCUCUUUAUAUAGCUGCUGAAGAUGAUUCUCUUGUAUCACAUUCAUCGGUUCCGCUUCCUGUUGAUGAUUUUGUUUCAAGAUUAGACGAUCUUUCAAUGGACUAUUGUCCUUACUACAACCCUCAAUGUGAUACAUCGCCGGAGAAGUUUUUUGAGAGUAUAGAGAGAUUUUUGUAUGUUCAUAAGGGUUUCAGAAGAACCAGUGCAAAUCUAUUGGAGCCACAAGCACUCUAUCUAAACUCGGUUUUGACGCAUCGUUCAGGAUCACCUGCAAUGCUGUCACUUAUAUACUCAGAAAUUUUAAAAAUGCUUCGUUUGUGGGGGCUUUUGUAUUUUGAUGCUGAAAUCUUCUACCCUCAUGAUGUUCUUAAUGUUCCAAAAGGCUAUCAUAAGCAGAAAAGCAAGGAAUCAGACCAAGCACACAUAAUGACAUCAGGGAACUUAUUGGUUGAGAUCCUAAAUAAUCUGAAACACGCAUUCUGGCCUUUUCACCAUGAUCAUACAAAAUCGUUAUUCUUAAGGGCUGCGCACGCUGCUAACUGUGCUGACAGAUCUGAUUUUGUUGGAGAAAGUGGCUCUCAAAUUGCAUCAGCUAAGGCUGCUCAACAUAGACUGGAUCGAGGUGUUUGGACCACCGUACGCUUUGGCGACAUGAGACGUUCACUGUCUGCAUGUGAACGCCUUAUCCUCGUUACAAAUGAUGCAAAUGAGCUACGAGAUUACAGCAUUCUUCUCUAUCAUUGCGGAUUAUACAAUGAGUCGCUACAAUACCUGAAGAAGUAUCAAGAACUAAAGAACUCAUCUACACAAGUGACUUCAUCAUCAGACUCUGAAAGAAGCACCGAAGAAGAAGAUGCUGCUGUCGAUAAACUGAUGAUGCGUUUGAAUCUCAUCCAGUUAGAACAAGGGUGGAGUCGUCCAUCCGUUGCUAGAAAUUUUCUUGGUAACAACUCUGAUCCAUGGUAGUUCCUCUUUCGUUUCGAUUGGCACAACAUCAUAGAAGAAUUUUGGUCAGCCCAUAAUUAAAAUGAAAGUUGAUAGCUGUUCACAAUAGCUUGCAAGCUCUGCAAUCAAACAAUUGUAAAUGUAGUUGCAACAUCUGAAGUGAACGAUCUUGGAAUUCGGAUCGGACUUUACUCGUCUUUCAAUAGAUUUGGAACGCCCGAGAUUUUCCAAUAAAUGGAAAGACAACACAGAUAGAUUUAAAGUAAGAUCAUAUAUAUACAAGGAGGAAAAAAAAUUCUAUAGCUAUUGCCAGUGUUUCUGUAAUUAUGUAAUUUUUACGUGUGAUUUUCAUGUAAAUUAUGUACCAGCUUUUAUCUGACAAAUAUAUACACAUUACAAUACCUUUGAGAUGCACCUAACUCAAACAAUAAAGUAAAAAAUAGUGACAUAUACUCCUAA
This is a messenger RNA of Trifolium pratense (red clover), 1799 nucleotides long. RefSeq lists its product as uncharacterized. The transcript is spliced from 8 exons. NCBI's taxonomy places the organism in Eukaryota, Viridiplantae, Streptophyta, Magnoliopsida, Fabales, Fabaceae. Bases 90 to 1361 code for a protein of 423 amino acids. The record is from RefSeq and is a predicted model, not a curated record.